This is a messenger RNA of Paramecium tetraurelia, 939 nucleotides long. RefSeq lists its product as uncharacterized. The record is from RefSeq and is a predicted model, not a curated record. The transcript has 5 exons. Lineage: Eukaryota; Ciliophora; Oligohymenophorea; Peniculida; Parameciidae.
AUGUCAACUUAGUAUAGAAUACCAUCUAACGAUAAUUAUAUUCGAGACUUAGAAAACAUUUCUCAAAGAGAGCGUCAUGGAUUGUUUAAUCAGCCUCCUCCAUUACUAAUAGGUGAUUAAUAUAACGACGCAUUAAAAAGCUAAGGCAAGGAGAAAGGUGUAUUGGUCAAUAAAAAAUUAUAAAAAAAGCAUGAACCUACUUUAUUUUUAGAGCCUGGAUAUACAACAUUAAAUGAUCCUUACAAAGAUUAAUUUAAAGCCAAAUAAAUUUACGACAAAGAAAGAGAAUUAGCAAUUAAAAAUCCAAAUUGUUUCAAGCCAAAUGAUCAUGUUAAAUCAAUUAAACAUUCAGAAUUUGAACACAUGAAAGAAUUCAAUGAUAAAGUAUUUAAUACAAGAACUCCAAAAGGAGAUGUUAGGACUUAAGCUCGAAAUUUCUUAACCAAUCCUGCAAAGAAAGGAUUAGGCAGAACAACCACUAAUAAUUUAUUUGGAUAAAUUGAAUAUAUACCUGAUCCGUAUGACAGACAAGAGGAAUUAGAUAGAUAAGAUAGAAUUAAACAUAGAAGCAAAUUUUUACCAGGAACAACUAGGUUUAUUACAACAAGUCACGGCAAUCGACCAUUUACGGCUGAUGGAAUAUUACUUGAUGGAGCAGGAUAUUUAUCAGCGAAAAAAAGACCACUGUAUAAAGGUGCCCCUUUUAGACCUGCUAACUAAAAUAAAAAUGGAUUUUAAGGAACAUUUGAAGUGCUCUAAUACAUGGAAGAAGGUGUACCAGAUCCUAAAACGAAAUAAAAUACCUUCUAAAAAUUAAGUGCCACUUAAACCUAUGAAAAUCCUUGGAGACCAAAUUCAAAUGGAACCUUUGCUCGACCAUGUCCUAGUGUUUCGUAGCAAUUAAGACAUAGAAGCGUAGGAUCAAAUUAAAAAUCUUGA